CUCAACUCUGUGGUGCUGCACUGAGGGAGAGAUCUCUGUUCUCCAUCCACUUCUUUUCUUCUUUUCUUAGUAGUUUUGUCUUCUAAGUUUUUGUUGUUUGUCUUCUGUGAAUCAGUCAUGAGCUCCAGCCUUGUCAACUCUUUAGCCAAGGUUUAUGACCCAAACCCUCUUCAUGGUCAGAAACCUGGUGGAAGGAAGCUGUCUCUUAACGGAUCAGACAAGUUCCAAGCUUCUUCCCCUUCGUCAACAUCUACCUCCUCUUCCCAAGAUGCUGCCCUGCGCUGCGUGGAGAGCCGAAUGGACUCCCUGAGCUCUCAGAUGGAGCGUUUGCUCAGCAUGCAGCAAACGGUCUUGACCCGGCUGGAUGGUCUGUCUCAGGACGUGAGGGGUAUGGGACGGGAUCUGGCCUCUUUCUCUGAAGAGGGCCAGAGGGGAAGACGUGGGUCAGGGGUGGAGGCGGCGUGCAGGGAGCUGCGUGGGGCAGUAGAGAAGACCAGCGAGUGGAUGGAGAGUCAGGGACGCAGGCUGGAAGGGGUUGAGAAGCUGGUGGAGGGCACCCAGCAGGUGAUCAGCUUCAUCGGGGAGGUGGUGAAGAGCUCCAGGCUGGUGGAGCUGCUGUUCAGACAGCCUGGAAACAAGGCUAACAAGAAGGCAAAGGAUGACAAGGAUAAAGCCAAACUGAGCCUGAAGGGCUUGAAGGCCCAGAAGAAGAGGAAGCCCCCGGACACAUCAGAUUCGUCCUCCCUGAACGAGCCUGUGCUGCAGGAACAGGUGGAGAAGCUCAACAGGCAGAACACUGAGCAUUCCCAUGUCAGUGCAGAGGCUGAAGCCCAGAGGGGGGAGGACAGAGGAAGUGGAGGGAGAAGACAGGAGCCGGCAGAGCUAAUUCUGGAUGGACCACACACCUCCGCCAUCCAGUCAGAGGAGAGGAAGAAGACAACCAAGGAGAGAGAGGAGGAAGAGGAGGGGGAUCUCUUUGAGGACUCUGAGCAUGAGGAAGGAGAGGAAGAGGGAGAAGAUGUUAGUGCAGGACCAGCUGGAAAAGUGGAGGAUGAUGGGAAGAAAAGGCAUAAAGGGGAGACGGAGGAGUUGUCAAAAUCAGAAACAGACAUUUGCAAGACCUCUGUCCUCCCACAGGAAAGCUCUGAGGAGGUCAGUGAUGUGGCCACCUGCAGCAAACGCCGCGUCACGGAGGAAGACCUGGUGAAGGACGACCUCAAAAAAAGCAGAGUGGACAGUAAAGCGGAAAGUGCUGAUGGACAGGUGGUGGAAGGAGGGGAGCCACAGGCCUUUAAAUCUGAAGAAGCAAAGGCGGAAGUGGAGCAGGAAGGGCAAGAGGGAGAGUCAGUGGUGAAAGAAUUUACUAUUGACUUGAGCCCUCCACCCCUGGCACCUUUCGACCACCGCAUCGUGACCCCCAAACCCCAUCAGAUAGCCACCUAUUACACUAUCAACAGAGAUGAGGUCCUGGGAGGGGGACGUUUUGGCCAAGUACACAAGUGCAUAGAGAACUCAUCUGGUCUGACGUUGGCUGCCAAGAUCAUCAAAGCCAGGAGCCAGAAAGAGAAGGAGGUGGUGAGGAAUGAGAUCCAGGUGAUGAACCAGCUGAACCAUGCAAACCUCAUCCAGCUUUACGCCGCCUUCGAGUCACGCCACGAUAUCAUCCUAGUCAUGGAGUACGUGGAGGGAGGGGAGCUGUUUGACCGCAUCAUUGAUGAGAACUACAACCUGACAGAGCUGGACACGGUGCUGUUUAUACGCCAGAUCUGUGAGGGGCUGCAGUACAUGCAUAAAAUGUACAUCCUACACCUCGACCUCAAGCCUGAGAAUAUUCUUUGUGUGAGCAGAGCCACUAACAAGAUUAAAAUCAUCGACUUUGGCCUGGCCAGGAGGUAUAAACCUCGGGAGAAGCUGAGGGUCAACUUUGGAACACCUGAAUUUUUAGCUCCUGAAGUCAUCAACUACGAGUUUGUUUCAUUCCCCACAGACAUGUGGAGUCUCGGAGUCAUCACGUACAUGCUCCUCAGUGGUUUGUCUCCGUUUCUGGGAGACGACGACAACGAGACGCUGAACAACAUCCUGGCCUGUCAGUGGAACUUUGAGGAGGAGGAGUUCACGGACAUCUCUGACGAGGCCAAAGACUUCAUCACCCGACUGCUGGUGAAGAGCAAAAGCUGGAGGAUGAGCGCUACAGAGUCCCUCAGACACCCCUGGCUGUCAGACAGGAAUCUGCACUAUCGACUAAAUCAGAAGAAAAACAAGUGCCACUCCACACAUGCUCCUCCUCCAGAGAGCCAAGCAGAAACACUGUGAGGCCCUCAGCAUGCCUUCUGACAAUGUAGGGCCCUGGAGCCCAACACUGGACCAAUGCUGCUGUAUACCUGUAUGGCUACUGGAAAACUACUCUCUGCCUCGCAUCUUCAUGUAAGCUUAGCCCCGCAGCUUGUAGCUCUGACCUGAACAGUGUGAGGCACACACUUUCAUUUGUCGGUGCCAUCAAGGCAUAAACGGUCUGUUAGCGUGGUUGCUGUCCUGUGGAGCGCAAAACUCAGGCUGAACCACAGAGGACUCUCUAGCUCUAAGGUGUGUAGCUAGCGUAGCUGCCAAUGUAAAAAGAACGCAUUGUAUCCCCAACGGUGAAUCAAAAACAUUUGUUGUGUAACUUGUCACUUCUACAACUACGACACGUAUCACAGCCACCGUAAAGAAAAUCCAGCACUGCUGUUCUCUCACUGACAGUGAUCAGCUUGUCAUGUUGUCCUGGUUUGUUGCAUGCUUUGCACUUUUUGGCCUGUUUCUCCGAGAUUCAGCGAAACAAAACAUAGACUGAAUUCUAUUAUUUAAAUAAUAUAUUUUUGAGGAUACUGAGUUUAUCUUUCUUUUGAAGUCUUAUUAAAUAAAAUUGUAUUUGUUCUCAAACAUAAGCUAAAAACACAUUUAGAACUUGGCUGAAGUUCCACUAAUGUUAAUUUAUUUUGUAUAUAACACAGUAACACUUCGUAUCUACCGUUCCCCUGAAAAGUGAGAAUAUCUCAAUGACUGAAUACGUCCUGGUCUGUGUCAUGUUCAACCCACAUUUCUGGUUCAUUUUCACAGUAGACUGGAUUGCCUUCUGUAUGCAGUCAUGCCGCUAGCUCGCCUUUGCUUCGGCAGUUUGGAGUAGCCCUGUCACCUUCCAUGAAGGCAUAACGAACAACAGAAUACUACCUAUGAAUGAUUCAUGUUUAUGACUGAAGUGGAUUCUUAUGUUCAUUUAUUUACUGGUUCAACACCAGUCUGUACUUGAAGUGCAAAGCUUUUAUUCAAGAUGGGAUGUUUUUCAGGGGAGACAAACAGGAUUUCACUUAUCCGUCGUGUGUAAAGUCACAGUUCAGCUUGAUGGAUUGUCCCACUCAGUUCUUGGCUGUUCCAUUUGAAAAAGCUUUGUGAUUUUGAAUACUUGUUUAUUUGAAUUUAUGAUACUUUUUUUUUUCAAGUUUUCUUGUGUAAGGAGACAUAAAUAAAAUGUAGAAUAUAAAUAAGGAAACAAUAAAGCACACUAGAAAAUAAUAGAGUGUUUCUUAAUAAUGUAUUUCUAUUGAAAUAAAUAACAGAACUU
This is a messenger RNA of Toxotes jaculatrix (banded archerfish), 3598 nucleotides long. RefSeq names its product myosin light chain kinase family, member 4b (gene mylk4b). Gene Ontology annotation, cellular component: cytoplasm; nucleus. Gene Ontology annotation, biological process: protein phosphorylation; positive regulation of apoptotic process; intracellular signal transduction. NCBI's taxonomy places the organism in Eukaryota, Metazoa, Chordata, Actinopteri, Toxotidae. The record is from RefSeq and is a predicted model, not a curated record. The coding region runs from base 118 to 2313 and encodes 731 amino acids. Gene Ontology annotation, molecular function: ATP binding; protein serine/threonine kinase activity. The transcript has 13 exons.